AGGAAGGGAUUCACCCAGGGCUAAGCUGAAGCAUCCACAAUAGGGGACUGUUUCCUGUUUUUCUUUCUUUCUUUUUCUCCCCAUCUUUAUUAAAUUGGGUAUUUCUUAUUUACAUUACAAUUGUUAUUCCCUUUCCCGGUUUCCAGGCCAACAUUUCCCUAACCCCUCCCCAUCCCCUUCUCUAUGGGUAUUUCCCUCCCCAUCCUCCCCCCAAUACCGCCCUCCCCCCAACAAUCCCGUUCACUGGGGGUUCAGUCUUGGCAGGACCAAGGGCUUCCCCUUCCACUGGUGCCCUUACUAGGCUAUUCAUUGCUACCUAUGCAGUUGGAGCCCAUGUAUAGUCUUUGGGUAGGAGCGUAGUCUCUUGUUUCCUGUUUUUCAAACUGAAACCUUUCACAUCGGCUCCACCCCUCUAAUUUCUGUGUUCCUUCAGGGUUUGUAGAACUGCAGCCAGAUUCCUUGAGGACAGUGUGAGAGCUCAUCUGUCCUGCAGAAGGCACCUGGAUUCCAGAGCUUUCACAUAAGACCAUGGCUGAACUGGAUGAUGACUCUCUGAGGAUUGUUCUGGUAGGGAAAACAGGAAGUGGAAAGAGCGCCACAGCAAACACCAUCCUGGGGCAAAAGAUAUUUACUUCUAGAAUCGCACCCCACGCUGUCACCCAGACCUGUCAGAAGGCAUCCCGCAGGUGGAAGGAAAGAGACCUCCUGGUUGUUGACACCCCAGGGCUCUUCGACACCAAGGUGAACCUGGAAACCACCAGCAUUGAAAUCAGCCGGUGUGUCCUUCAGUCCUGCCCCGGGCCACAUGCCAUCAUUCUUGUUCUGCAACUGAAUCGAUUCACCAUGGAAGAGCAAGAGACCGUUACUAGGAUCAAGGCUAUCUUUGGGAAGGCAGUCAUGAAGUACCUGAUCAUCUUGUUCACCCGCAAAGACGAGUUGGAGGACCAGAACCUAAACGGUUUCAUUGAAGACUCAGAUACUAACCUUAAAAGCAUCAUCAAGGAGUGUGACAACCGCUAUCUGGCCAUCAAUAACAAAGCAGAGGGGGCUGAGGGGGAAAUGCAGGUGCAGGAACUGAUGGGGUUUGUAGAAUCCCUGGUGCGCAGCAAUGGCGGGCUCUACUUCUCUGAUCCCAUAUACAAGUAUGCAGAGCAAAGGCUGAAGAAACAAGUGGAGAUCUUGAGGGAAAUUUACACUGACGUACUAGAGAAGGAGAUUAGAAUAGUGGAGGAGGAGUGUGGUCUUGGGAAACUUAGUACUCAGGAAGGAGAGGAAAAAAUACAAGCCAUUAGGGAAAAAUACAACCUGAAGAUAAGAAACCUACGUGAAGCAGCAGAGAAAAACAUAUUCACUUGGAUUGUUGAAGAAGUUAAGAAAGUUCUUUUGAAAAUAUGGCAUUUUUUUUCUUAAGGAGUCUGCAUUUUUUUUCCCAUUUAUUCUGAGCAUUUCUUCUGUCUCACUCUCUACAACUCACACUGCUGGCCCUUUCCUACAGCCACUGGCACAUUUAAGAGAUAGCAAACCCAGGAAUUCAAUGCACCAGGGUCAGGACUCAGUGUCAGGCUCCAAGGCUGGCUCACACUUGGCGCUCAGCUCCCUAUGCUAGCCUGUCCUCCCGUUCCCACCAUGAUGAACUGAAAUGCCUUUGUAACCAUGAGCCCAAAUAAACACUGCUACCUUUAA
This is a messenger RNA of Rattus rattus (black rat), 1683 nucleotides long. RefSeq names its product GTPase IMAP family member 7-like. The coding region runs from base 529 to 1410 and encodes 293 amino acids. Gene Ontology annotation, molecular function: GTP binding. Lineage: Eukaryota; Metazoa; Chordata; Mammalia; Rodentia; Muridae. The record is from RefSeq and is a predicted model, not a curated record. The transcript has 2 exons.